GUUUCUGGAUAAUCGACUGUUUGCCACUUGUUCUGAUGACACUACAAUAGCACUUUGGGAUUUGAGAAAGCUGAACACAAAAGUGUGCACUUUACAUGGUCACACCAGCUGGGUUAAGAACAUCGAGUACGAUACCAAUACGAGAUUACUGGUAACGUCAGGGUUUGAUGGAAACGUGAUCAUCUGGGACACAAAUAGGUGCACAGAAGACGGAUGUCCCCACAAGAAGUUUUUUCACACCCGUUUUCUUAUGAGAAUGAGGCUGACACCAGACUGUUCCAAAAUGUUGAUCUCAACCUCCUCUGGAUAUCUUCUGAUUUUGCAUGACCUUGACCUAAACAAAUCUUUAGAGGUUGGCAGCUACCCGAUUUUAAGAGCUAGGAGGACUACAUCAAGUUCAGACAUAACGUCAUCAGGUUCGUCAUCAGGUUCGUCUGGUCCUCGAGUAGCUGGUUCACCAUGUCACCAGAAUGAUUCAGCUCCACUGUCUGAGAAACACAUGUCACGGUCGUCCCAGCGGGAAGGUGGAUCACCUAGAAAUAGUUUGGAGGUCUUAACACCAGAGGUUCCUGGAGAAAGAGAUCGAGGGAAUUGCAUUACGUCACUACAGCUACAUCCAAAAGGGUGGGCUACGCUUCUUCGGUGCUCAAGUAAUACAGAUGACCAGGAGUGGACUUGUGUCUAUGAAUUCCAGGAAGGAGCCCCCGUGCGCCCCGUCUCGCCUCGUUGUUCCCUGCGGUUGACUCAUUGCAUUGAAGAAGCCAAUGUGGGCCGGGGUUACAUCAAAGAACUGUGUUUCAGUCCCGAUGGCCGGAUGAUUUCAUCCCCGCAUGGCUUUGGGAUCCGCUUGUUGGGGUUUGAUGCACACUGCAGUGAACUUGUCGACUGUUUGCCCAAAGAAGCCAGUCCCCUGAAAGAGAUCCGUUCCCUCUACUCCCACAAUGACGUGGUACUGACAACCAAGUUUUCUCCAACACACUGUCAGAUUGCCUCGGGGUGCCUUAGUGGACGUGUUUCUCUCUAUCAGCCAAAGUUCUAG
Molecule: messenger RNA, 1039 nt
Organism: Leptosomus discolor (cuckoo roller)
Lineage: Eukaryota; Metazoa; Chordata; Aves; Leptosomiformes; Leptosomidae
Source: RefSeq, a predicted model, not a curated record